This is a messenger RNA of Hemicordylus capensis (graceful crag lizard), 4565 nucleotides long. RefSeq names its product CST telomere replication complex component 1 (gene CTC1). Gene Ontology annotation, cellular component: CST complex. Lineage: Eukaryota; Metazoa; Chordata; Lepidosauria; Squamata; Cordylidae. Gene Ontology annotation, biological process: positive regulation of DNA replication; telomere maintenance via telomere lengthening. The record is from RefSeq and is a predicted model, not a curated record. The transcript is spliced from 23 exons. Bases 301 to 4086 code for a protein of 1261 amino acids. Gene Ontology annotation, molecular function: single-stranded DNA binding; telomeric repeat DNA binding.
CGUCUUAAGUAACUAGGAGGUCUCUCGUCUUAGCUGAUUUGUCAGCCUUUGUAGGUCUAUCAUGGGCAGCUUAAGGGUAGAAAGACUUUUUUUGUCUAUGCCAGACGCAGAGUCAAACGCCUUUAAAAGUCAAACGCCUCUUUUCCUGGAAACAGACAGGCCUCGCUCUAUCCAGCCGUGCCUGAAAGGGGGAGGGUCAAGCGACUCUUCCCCGGCCAUUUCCCUCCCUGGCAGGGCGUCGUCACGUUGCGUCCCUCGCCCUGCUGCCCACCCGCCGCGGGAGAGGCGCGCGCUACGACUAUGGAGAUGUUCUCUGGGGCCGGGGGAGGCGGCAGCGACGCUGCCGGUCCUCGUCUCUCGGUCCUGGAGGGCCAGUGGCUGCAGACGGCGCGGGACUUCGCCUGCCGGGCGCUCCCGGGGUUCAGCGAGAGGGAGGAGGCAGACGCCGCUUGGCGGGACUUGAAGCGCGCCCUGAGCCAGUGCAACAGCCGCGACUGCGAAGAGCUGCCCCUGGGUUAUAGCCUUGUCUCAAUCUCUGACCUUCAGUCUCAACAACAUGUGCCUUGCUGCAGUCAUCUAACCUGGAGCUCUGAUGAAUUCAGGCAGUGGGCUUGCCAGCAGGAAGGUCUUUUACCUAAUCAAAGCAUUUUGCAACAAACUCACUUGAUACUCAUUGGCUGCUUGACAGAUGAAAGACCGGAGGAGAAAGACAAGUUGGUGGAUGGCAGUUUGUAUGUGCGAGACAACACUGGCAUACUGCCUUGUGAGCUCCUGCAUUUUAAGCUUGAGUGGCUAGGAUGUCUUUUGCUGUUCCCCAGUUGGGCAUAUAUUCCUCAGAGAGGCAAAUACACAGCUGGAUAUGUGGAAAUCCUAGCAGAUCCAGUCCAAGUGAUGUUUGGUCCAGAGAAGAUUAUUGAUAUCAUCCCUGUCUUCUACCCAGAAUCAGCUGCACAGCUGCUCAACACCAGAGCUCAGGGUAAGAAGACGACAAAACUGAAUGUGGCAGGUGAACUGUCCAGGCUGAGCACUAUUCUUUACAUCCACCACAAGACAUUCUUCUUCCUCUUCUUGAAGUGCCUUAAUUCGGCUUCCUGUGUUCCAGUACUAGUGCAAAAGACUUCUCAGUUGAUUUGGCAUCGUGCACUACAGCUGGGACAUAAGUAUGUACUGACUGCUCUGAAAGUGUCUUGCCUCAAAGCUUCUGGACGGAUGGUAUUCACUACGAGUUCUUCCUCAUGCCUCUUACCUUAUUGUAAGGAACAAGUGAAGGAACAAUUUAUGGACUGUGCUUCAGAAAGAAGUUCAGUUGUGUCUGAUUCCUCUGUAGCUUACACACAGCUCGGCAGCUCUUUGGAGCUGGGAGAGAGGCUGAUUCCAGUUAAGAAGUCUAAGAUGAUCUCCUAUGAAGGCACUAUCACCCGAGUCAUAAAUGCCCAUGCUGGCCUCUAUGAACUGGAUAACACGUUCAUUCUGUGUCUUGCUUAUCAGCAGCUGUUGAAUUCUGGCCGUGGGCUUCGACCAGGAGCGUUUGUGGAGCUCCAAGAUAUCCACCUUGUGCAGAAGCCCCUCGCUACCUGCCCCUUUGUUCUUGGAGCUUGCCUGCACAGUACUGUUGCGUUAAAGCGUUUUUCUGGACACAGCACCUUAUACCAGCCUGCCUCCUCCUUUGGGAAUCUCUACAUGAAACUGCUCUUGCAAUAUAACUUAAGCCUGCCACACUAUCUGUGGAUGGUCAGUUUGCUUGAGACAUUUGAGCAAAGGUUCUGUUUCAUUCAGCACCAGCAAUCAUUGAUUUGCAAUAGCCACCAAGUCCUGAGUGCUGCAGAGAAAUUUGUUGUUCCUAUUCUGAAUUCCUUGGUGUUAUUCAGGAAAAAAGUGAGAGAUGUCCAUCAGGAGAUCCUAGCAGAAGAGCAUCACUGUCCCUUAGAGCAGUAUCAGAUUCUGGAACCACCAUGUCAAAGUCCACCUUUCUCCCUGCUGCACACUAUGGUUGAGAAGAGAUGCUGGGAAAGCCAUGGUCCAUUACAACAGCUGAGCUCUGCCUCCAUGUUCCAUGACAUGAGUGCCCCAGAGCUGAAUCGCAGACUGGCCUGGUCCUACUCCAGUUUAUCUGCGGAGAGCUUUCAGCCUCGGCUGGUGUUGCUUGGAGUGCUGGAAUGCUCUAGAAGUGGUUCCCUCCAGUUACAAGACAGAAGCAAAGCACUGCCUUGUGUAAUAUUCCACAGGGAUGGCAGACCAUUUGCUAAUACAUCUCUGAUUGGGUGCCUUUUGCAAAUAGAAGUAUUUCAGCUUGUAACGGAGAUGUUCCUUCAAAGCAAUAUUCCUUCCAGCAAGCAGCUGAUGGCACUGGAGUACAUAAAGGAGAAGAAAACAAGGCUUUAUGUGCAGUUCUGUUUUGAGGAUGUGAUGAUUCUUCAUACUCCUGAAAAGAGAUCCCCAGAAGGCCCCACAAUCAGUGUGGGAAGUUCUUCUGGGAUAAAAGGUGACGGCAUCUCAAUGGCUGAGCCACAAUCCUCAGAAGAGCAAGGACUGAACAUGGGAAGGGCAGGAUCAGAUGCCAACACUCCUGAACAUCCCAAGAGCAGUGCCAGGGAAGCCAGCUGUGUGUCACGUCUGUUCUGGGUGAUCCAAAAGGAAGGCCUUAUGUGGCGCAACUAUCUACAGGCUUCUGAAAGCAAGGGUGAAGAUAAUCGGACAACACAACUCUGCUUUCAAGCCACAGUGCUUUGGUUGGGCAAACCUGAGUUACACAGAAGACUUGGAGAAAUUGAAGGCCAGCAGGAGCUUAAGACCUCUGCCCUUGGAGAGACUGGCAAAGUCCAGCAGAACAUAUUGCUGCUGUUCUUGGGAAAAUCGCUGAAGUGGUUUCCAUUCCUGCACCCAGGCCAGCUGUACCGCCUUAUCAUUCCUCAUUGCAUGGACUCGGGUGAAUUUGAUGGAUUGUGCUGCUCACAGGCACCAGGAACCUUCUCAGAUACGUUAGGCAGCUCCUUGUUUUUGGCUGUCCCAGAUGUUGCCCACCUACACCAUGUGAGCCACACUUCCCAGCUGGCUUCAGGUGCGUUGAAGAUGGAAGGAAAAUUAUUCUUGAUUGAAGAGAUACUCAGCCCUAGUUUCGCAGGAUCCCUGGUCUCUUUCUCUGGAGAAAUAGUGGAGAGGACCUUGCGUGAAUCUCUCUCUGGAAGGAAGCCAGUUGCAGAUUGCGCUGUCCAGCAGCCAAAGGGGAACAGCUUGCCCUGGGAUUACACUGUGAAGCUGAGCAUAUCACCUGCACCUGGUUCCUCACUUGUGUUGGAUGUGUAUGUUGAAGCCACUUUCCUGCCAUAUCUUUGGGGUUUGCUGCCUGGAGCCAGGAUUCUCUUUCAGAACCUGCAGCGCAAAAUUUCCAGAUUCAGAAAUGUCUAUUGUGUUUAUGUUGCCUCCAGCUGCAUAAGCAUUCUGACUCCUCCACCCCAUGACCCAUCUUCUCAUCCUCCAGGUACUCUCUCAAACCUCUCCAUGGUAUAUCUGUUCAAUAUACUGCUUCAGUCUCCAGGUCUGUGCCAGGCCCAGGUCAUCUGCCAUUUGACAUGUGUCCUCUCCUUGUCUCUGCACUGGAACUGCUCUCUGUGCAACACUGUCUUCAAAGAGGGUAGAUGUACCCAAACGUCUUGCUUGUCACUUACGGGAGUGAGUAAAACUAGUGCCAGGAUUCUAGUAGAAGAUGGAACAAGUGAGUUUGUGGUAUUGUGCAGGAAUCAGCAAGUUCGUGAAGUGCUCGGACUGAGCCCAAAGGAGUGGGAUGCUGUACAGGACCAGGCUCGGAGCAAAGGCCGUCUUGACAUUCAGCAUAAGGGAGCUGGUGCUGGGCCUGGGAGCACUGAAAAGCCUGAAGACCUGCUCACUUGGUAUUUGAGAAGCCUGUGCAAAAGCCCUGUAGUCUGUCGGGCCAUCCGGUUGGCUUUCAGAUUGGAGAGGAAGCCCCCAGAAGUUCAUGAAGCGGGAUCAGUACAAUUGAGGAGGUUUUUUUCAAAUGAAUUAGAGUUCCUCAGCCAGAUAAGUAAUCAACGGAAUUUGAUAUGUCUGAAUAUCCAGGAGGCAACCUGAAGAAGAGAGUCAGGAAGCACUGAAACUGUAUCAGAGGUGCAGCAUCUCAUCUCUUGUUUUGCAUGGAAGAGGAAUAAGAUCACUUCAGCUUCUUGUAUGCAUCUUGCCAGUUGGAGACUUUUAAUGGUCAUCUGUGUUGACCAUUCCCUCUUGCAGCAUCUGUUGAAAGUGCUGGGUCUAAAGAAAGGGUUGUGUGGUUUUGGUGUAGUUCUUCCUAAAGUGGUAAACAUGGGUCUGGGUGGUACCACUUCAGAAUAUAGAGGGGAGAAGUCAUAUAAUUCAGUAUACUUCCAUUCAGAAAAGUUCCCUGCACUAGCAUAUUAGGGAAAAGGCUAGAACGGUGUUCUUUGUAGCCCUCAGUCCUGAAGUCUAGAAAUGAUUCAGUGUAGACACAAAUCGACCAUCUCAUGGAGAAUGAGGCCUUUGUUUGUACAGUCCUAAGGCAUGUGACCAAUAAAUCUGGGGAAUAAACAAACUCA